AUGUUGAACGGCAGCGGGAUCAAGUUCUUCACCGGAACGAGCCAUCCAGAGCUCGCAGAGUUGGUCGCACGACGACUUGGCAUUCCUCUCUCGCGGGCGAACGUAAGCAGGAGUGGGAUCGGAGAGUCGAAUGUGACCAUCGUAGAGUCGGUGCGCGAGGACGACGUCUAUAUCCUCAAUACCGGUUGCGGGGAGAUCAAUACCUCGCUUAUGGAGCUCUGUAUUAUGAUCCACGCGUGCAAAAUUGCUAGUGCUAGGCGCAUCACUGCGGUCGUCCCCCUUUUCCCGUAUGCCCGCCAGGACAAGAAGGACAAGUCGCGCGCGCCGAUCACAGCAAAACUUGUGGCGAACAUGCUGCAAAAGUCUGGAUGCGAUCAUGUCAUUACCAUGGAUCUGCAUGCAUCUCAGAUUCAGGGAUUCUUUGACGUGCCGGUUGACAACGUGAGCUUGUAUGCAGAACCAUCGGUGAUCUUGUAUGUCCGGACGCAUUUCGAUUUGUCGGACGUCGUCAUCGUUUCGCCUGAUGCUGGCGGUGCAAAACGGGCGACUUCCAUGGCGGACCGGCUCGGAGUGGACUUUGCGUUAUUCCAUAAAGAACGCAAAAAGGCCAAUGAGGUAUCGCGGAUGGUGCUUGUUGGCCAUGUCCGGGACAAGACGGCCAUUUUGGUGGACGACAUGGCGGACACAUGCGGCACGCUAGUGCUAGCGGCGAGGCAUCUAGCGGAGGCGGGCGCAAAGCGGGUGUUGGCCAUCGUGACGCACGGCAUCCUGAGCGGGAACGCGCUCUCGGCGGUGGAGAGCAGCGCGUUGGAGAAGCUGAUCGUGACGAACACGCUACCCCAGAAAGCCAAACAAGAGCAAUGCAGCAAGAUUGAGGUGAUCGACAUUGCGGCGGUCCUUGCGGAGGUCAUCCGACGGAGCCACUACGGGGAGAGCGUGUCGAAGCUAUUCAACGAGGUUCCGUACUAG
Molecule: messenger RNA, 969 nt
Organism: Peniophora sp. CBMAI 1063
Lineage: Eukaryota; Fungi; Basidiomycota; Agaricomycetes; Russulales; Peniophoraceae
Source: the annotation of a GenBank genome assembly